Molecule: messenger RNA, 2258 nt
Organism: Spea bombifrons (plains spadefoot toad)
Lineage: Eukaryota; Metazoa; Chordata; Amphibia; Anura; Pelobatidae
Gene: SGPL1
Product: sphingosine-1-phosphate lyase 1
Exons: 14
Coding region: 283-1983 (566 amino acids)
Biological process (GO): carboxylic acid metabolic process; sphingolipid catabolic process
Cellular component (GO): endoplasmic reticulum
Molecular function (GO): sphinganine-1-phosphate aldolase activity; pyridoxal phosphate binding
Source: RefSeq, a predicted model, not a curated record
GUGGAGUGACGGACAGGGGGUAUAGGAGGGAUUACUAGCCGGUAGACAAUGAGCUGCAGAGCUUUAAAUCAGUGGGGAAGAGCGCAUCUGGGAGAUAUAUAGAAGCUGCUACUUGUAUAUAGAGACGACUAGGUGCGUUAUCAUAAGGGUUCUUAUUGUGCUUUAAGUAUUCGCAGCCCCCUCCUGAACUUGCUGUUCCUUGUCGGGGACCCUCUCAGUCUGUAGCCCCUCCCCGUCCAGGGAGUUACUUUGAUUUCCGCCCACCCUGAGUGAUUGAAGUGCAUGGACAUGGAGUUGCAGGAAACACUAGCAGUAUAUAAAGAAUUUGCCUUCAAAUAUUUAUAUGACGCCAGAAAUUUUGUCAACGAGGCAUGCAAAGGAAAAGACUCAUGCCAUCUUAUUGCUCUGACUGUCACGUCUACACUUCUAUCUGUAUGGAUUUACAACUUUAUUUUUCAGCGUGAAAGUCUUAAAUCCAGGUGUAAAAAGCAGUUUUUCAAAACUGUACGUAGAUUACCUUUCAUCGGCACAAAGAUUCAGAGUCAGCUGAAUAAAGCCCUAGAUGAAAUGUCUGACAGGCUGGUGUCCUUAAAGGAUGGGAUGAGCUAUGUGAAGGCGCUGCCCCAGACUGGACUCAAGCAGGAGCAAGUAAUGGAGAAGCUGAAAGAAUAUUCUGCCCUUGGUGAAGUGUCCUGGGAAACAGGAAAAGUUUCUGGGACAGUUUACAGUGGAGAAGAAAGGUUGACGCAACUACUUGUAAAGGUUUAUGGAGAAUUUGCCUGGAGCAAUCCUUUACAUCCUGAUAUUUUCCCUGGUGUCCGAAAAAUGGAAGCAGAAGUAGUCAGAAUGACGUGUACACUCUUCAGUGGAGACCCAGAGUCUUGUGGGACAGUGACUUCAGGUGGCACAGAAAGCAUACUCAUGGCGUGCAAAGCAUAUCGGGACCUUGCAUAUGAGAAGGGGAUAAAGGACCCAGAAAUUAUCGCCCCUGUGAGUGCACAUGCAGCCUUUGAUAAAGCUGCUCAUUAUUUUGGAAUGAAGAUGGUACAUAUUCCACUGGACAGCAAGACCAUGCAAGUAGAUGUAAAGGCAAUGAGAAGAGCAAUUUCCAGGAAUACAGCAAUGCUCGUAUGUUCAGCUCCUCAGUUUCCCCAUGGUGUCAUUGACCCUAUAGAAGAUGUAGCAAAGCUUGCACUGAAAUAUCAAGUCCCAUUUCAUGUUGAUGCCUGUCUGGGUGGUUUCCUCAUUGUUUUCAUGGAGAAAGCUGGGUUCCCUUUAAAGCCAUUUGACUUCAGAGUCAAAGGCGUCACCAGCAUCUCGGCUGAUACACACAAGUAUGGUUAUGCACCCAAAGGAUCCUCUGUAAUACUGUACUGCAAUAAAAAGUACAGACAUUAUCAGUUCUUUGUCGCACCAGACUGGCAAGGUGGUAUCUACGCAUCUCCUGCUAUAGCAGGUUCCCGUCCCGGAGGUAUAGUAGCCGCCUGCUGGGCCACCAUGAUGCACAUUGGAGAAGCUGGAUACAUAGAAGCCACCAAGAAUAUUAUUAAAGCGGCACGUUUCAUUGAAACAGAGUUACGGAAGAUCAAAGAUAUUGUUAUUUUUGGGAAACCUGAAGUCUCUGUAAUUGCAGUUGGGUCAAAUUCUUUUGACAUAUACCGUUUGUCCAACUCCUUAACGGCAAAGGGCUGGAACCUCAACACACUCCAAUUCCCAUCUAGCAUUCAUCUCUGCCUUACGCUGUUGCAUACAAAGCCUGGAGUUGCCCAACAAUUUGUGAAAGAUGUCCAAGAAUCAGUCGCUGUUAUAAUGAAAGAUCCUGGAGCCAAAACCACUGGAAUGGGUGCUAUUUAUGGCAUGGCACAAGCCAUCCCUGACAGGUCCAUGGUAACCGAAAUUUCCCAAGCCUUCCUGGACUGUUUGUACAGCACAGAAACUCGUUUGUCUGCCAAGCAAAUAAAUGGUGCUUCUGGACACCACUAAUGACAACCUCCUUCUCUUAAUCGGUACUAUUAAGAACUGCAGGGAUUUGUAGCUGCAGAUUGCUAUGUGUUUUUUGUUUGUUUGUUUGUUUUGUUUUUCUUUUUAUUCUUUGAACCUGUUAGGGUUUUUAUGAGCAAUAUGUAAAUGCCAGUUAGUGAGGUACUUGUUCGAUUUCUAUGUAUAUCCUUUUCUUUGUAAACAGGGUAAAAUGUAUUUUGAAAGAUAAAUACUGAUUUUAAAACGCCUAGAAAUUAAACAUUCCGUAUUUUGCCUUA